GAAACUGCAAUUACCAUUGCUAUAGUGAAAAAAUAGUUCACUAGCAACUCCAGCAUCCUCUUAGGUGAAGAAUGUGGUAUUGUGGCAACCGCUGACGUAUAUCGGCUGUGCCGGCGGUGCGGCGUGAACCGUGGAUUGACAGUAGUUGAAGAAGGCUGUGUAGAAUUUGUAGAAUUCCCGUGAAACUAUUUUGUCAGAAGUUAUAGUCUAGCCAUUUAUCAACGAUGGCUGUCAACAGUGGAGUGUCGUUUGUUUUGUCGUCGAUAUUGUCAGUGUUGCUGUUCUCCUGGAUGCAGAUGUACAAAGCUUGGCUCAGCUCGUCGCAAUUGGGAACCGUGCUGGGAGGUUGGAUGGGAUCGCUGUUGUUCAUGUGCACACUAACUGCUGUGGGAAACCUUGAAAGUAUCUUAUUCGGAAAGUACUUUCAACAGAAGCUGCUUCCAGAAGUGGUUUUCUCAUUGACUCUGAGUCUAAUCGCAUCAGCUCUGAUCCAUCGUGUGUCCACCACGACGUGUUUAAUAUUCUCUAUGAUCGCGCUCUAUUACAUGAAUCGAAUCUCACAAGAAACGUAUGGUGUGUCCGUGCAGAAUCCAGUGGUGCAACUGAAGAAGCGUAAAUGAACGUAUAUAUAUUGUAUACAAAUACAAGGAUAUUUGUAUUAUAUUUUUUCUAUUAUAACGCUGUACGUGAAACUUCCAGUUUAUAAAAUUAAAUUUAAUUUCACUAUA
Molecule: messenger RNA, 728 nt
Organism: Ooceraea biroi (clonal raider ant)
Lineage: Eukaryota; Metazoa; Arthropoda; Insecta; Hymenoptera; Formicidae
Product: protein KRTCAP2 homolog
Biological process (GO): protein N-linked glycosylation
Source: RefSeq, a predicted model, not a curated record